GCCUGGCAACAAUCGGCACUGUGACAACCAAUGGCGACUCAAGAUUGUAAAAUGGUUUCAUGUCCCACGAAUGUGAUACUGAAGUGGCUUGAACAUCUGAACAGUUCCUGGGCCUUGGAAGACAGCGAGUCUGCAGCCACAAGGGAAGGUGCCACAGCAUUAUAUGAAAAGCUGCUCAACAACAAAGAAGUGGUCGGAGUAUCUCAGCAGGCACAACACCUAAUAGGCCCUCGACUGCCAGAUUUCGAGCAUGAGUCUUCAGCUGUGGAAGAACGUGAGCAGUAUCUCUCUGCACUGCUCAACAGCCAACAAAAUUUGGCUCGGAUAGUCUUUGGAAAUUCGCCUUAUGCUGUAGCCUUGCAUAAGCGAUUAGUAUCGCUUCAAAGAAUCUUCUAUGCACUUUCUAACAAAUACCAUGAUCGGUUUAGAUCAGGGCAGCAAGUACAAAGGCAGAGUUCGGACAGCAGAUUGGAUCUGAGAGAUACAUUGGCCAGGAAUACCAGAGUAAAAUCAGGUACUGAUGUUCUAAUCGAGCUGGGAGUGAAGACUGGCCUAAGCCUACUGUUUGCACUAAUUCAACAAAACUGGCAACAAUCGAAGCUGGAUCCAAGCUUGAGCCUGUGCAAUGAUGUUUUGUGUACAGCGUGCACAAUUAUCAAUUCUCUACCUCCGCUUUCUCUAGCAAACGAAAAUAAAAUUCCGCAAGUCGGUCUGGACUGCCUCACGCAAGUGACUAUGUUUCUGAAGAAGAUGACCAUGCCCAGUUCUGGGGCUGACAGUGAGGGACGAAGAUUGGCUUCAGAGCUCCUGUUAGGCCUUGCAGUGCAGCGUGGCUCCUUGAAGUUCCUGCUGGAAUGGAUUGAAGUAGCAUUGGCUGCUUCAGCAGCUGCUGCUAAUGCUCAUUUUGCACCAGAUAAAGAAGGAAUGAUCGGACAUGAUUGUUUUUUAAAAUCUUUGGAGCAACUGAAGCAUUCUUCAAAUAUGUGUGUAGAUUACCUUCAGAAUCAGGAGCUGAAGAAGACUCCAAAUGGUCUGUGUUCUCUUGCUAAUGCUGCAGUUUGUGUUUUUGAAGAGAUUUGCAGGCUAGCCUUAGACUGCCUGUGCAGCACCAGUUCACAUAACUCUCAGAGCCGAGAGAGUGAGUCCAGUACAGUAUACGUUUGGGGUAGCAACAGCAGCCAUCAACUCGCAGAAGGAACACUGGAAAAAAUAUUGCAACCCAAAUUAGCACACGGGUUUGCCAAUGCUCAGACGAUUGAGGCUGGACAAUACUGCACAUUUGCAAUUUCCGACGAUGGUUCUGUGAAAGCUUGUGGAAAGGGGAGUUAUGGCAGACUCGGCUUAGGAGACUCUAACAAUCAAUCUGCACCAAAAAAGCUGACCUUUGAACCUCAUCGCAGCAUCCGGAAAAUCUCCUCCUCUAAAGGCUCUGAUGGUCACACGUUAGCUGUGACUACUGAGGGAGAUGUAUUCAGCUGGGGAGAUGGUGAUUAUGGAAAGCUGGGGCAUGGAAACAGUGCAACACAGAAAUAUCCUAAGCUGAUUCAAGGACCAUUAUUAGGAAAGAUUGUGGUCUGUGUGUCUGCAGGCUACAGGCAUAGUGCAGCAGUUACAUCUGAUGGAGAGCUUUAUACCUGGGGAGAGGGUGACUUUGGGAGACUUGGACAUAGUGACAGCCAUAGCCGUAAUUUGCCAGCUCUUGUCAAGGACAUCAGCAGUGUUGGUCAAGUAGCCUGUGGCAGCUCUCAUACCAUCGCUGUGUCUCAGGAUGGACGAACAGUGUGGUCAUUUGGAGGGGGAGACAAUGGUAAACUUGGUCACGGGGACACUAACCGAGUCUACAGGCCAAAGGUAGUUGAAUGUUUGCAGGGAUUGUACAUCAGGAAGGCGUGUGCUGGGAGCCAGUCCUCACUUGCAUUAACGUCUGCUGGACAGGUGUUUGCUUGGGGCUGUGGCUCUUGCCUGGGAAGUGGUUCUUCAGAGACUACUGCUCUUAGACCUCGACUAGUCGACGAGCUAAAUUCAACCAAAAUCAUUGACAUUUCCUGUGGAGACAGCCAUUGUUUAGCUCUAACACACGAUAAUGAUGUUUUUGCUUGGGGUAAUAAUGCAAUGGGCCAGUGUGGGCAAGGACACACAUCAACACCAAUCUCUAAACCGAAGAAAGUGAUUGGUUUGGAAGGAAUUCCUAUUCAGCAAAUAACAGCUGGAACAUCCCACAGCCUGGCCUGGACAGCUGCACCUACAGACAGGCAAUUGGUAGCCUGGCACAGGCCUUUCUGUGUUGAUCUGGAAGAAAGUACCUUUACUUACCUUCGAACAUUUUUGGAACAGUACUGUGAUGGUAUUAACAGUGAGGUUCCACCACUGCCUUUCUCCUCUCAAAGAGAACACCAUCACUUUGUGUUCCUUUGUUUAAAGCUGCUCUCCACUCAUCUGUCACUGGCUCAAGCUGGAGGUACUGGAGCUGCUGUUCUUGGGCAACAGGGAAAACCAUUGAGAAACCUGCUCUUUCGAUUAAUUGAUUCCGAUGUCCCAGAUUCUAUCGAAAAGGCAGUCAACGAAACACUUUCAGUUGGUGCAUCCUUACUGUUGCCUCCUCUCAGGGAACGUACUGAAUUGCUACACUGUCUACUACCUCAAGGUCCAGAGAGAUGGGAGAGCUUAUCAAAAGGACAGAGAAUGCAGUUGGAUAUCAUACUGACGAGCCUACAAGACCAGUCCCAUAUCGCAUCCCUUCUUGGUUACAGCUCACCUGGCGACUUAACAGAAGGCCUUUCACAGGGCUACUGUUCAGAUCAGUGCUCACUCAAUUCAGGAAAUAUUGACCACUUUCACUUAGCAGAAAUCCUUUUGAAGACUCUCCUGAAGAACAUAGGUUUCUACACCGAACGGGCCUUUGGUGAAUUGGAAAAGAACAGUGAUAAACAACAAAAUAAUACAACCCAGACCGAAACUGGGCCACCUUCGCAUGUCCGUCAGCUGUUGUCUGCAAUGCAUAAACAUUUGUUGGCUCACUGUUACACAAACUCUGCUACUGAGGAUCAGUUAAGUAUAGCUUUGCUGCAUAAGCAUUUACACCUGUUGCUGCUGUACGCAGCAGAUACAUACAGGAGAUCUGCAGUGCUUCUGAAAGAAAGCUUCCUGGAUAAAAGUGUCACCGAAAAACUGCAUGGUAUUCUUUUCAACUCUGCUGCUGGAAGCAUUUUGUGUCAGGUCAUCUAUUCCCUUCUGUUGUUGCCGGUCAACAUGGUACGACCUUUGCUAGGCAAUCUCUUGGACCUGCUUCAACCUCUUGAUCGUCUUAACCGACUUUUGCCAGCUGCUAUGUUACUGGAAGAGCAAGAACUCGAAUGGGCGCUGCAUGACUCAGCAAACAAUUCCGAAGCAUCCAUUCCUGCAGAUGUGAGGUCUUGGAUUUGGCUUAUUGAUAUGGAGCGAACCAUUUCAUUCACUGUUGGCCAGUGUCUCGGGGAAAUGCUGCAAGGUCCUCCAUCUUCACCAGAAGAACACAACUCAGUGUAUUGGCUCCAAAACCAGCUCUUCAGCAACGGACUUGAAAUGGACUCUGAGCAACUUGAUGCGUACAUGCACUGUCUGAUUGGGAAGGCAUUGACUGGCUCUGCAGAACGCAAGUCCUUUGAGUUCCGAGUUGCUGAGGACAUUGCAGCACUUUUGGAUGUUGCGCUGGGUUCUUCUAUGGAGCCCGCAUAUAAAAUCUGGAGUAGGAUGCAAGCCUAUGCCACCAGUAGCGAAUGGGAAAACGGCGUGGUUGGAGAGCCUUUGUUGGACACAGUAUCCCGAUUUGUUCUUGCAGUUUUACUCAAGCACACUGGCUUAUUGCGAGAGGCUUGCAAAGACGACAGGUCUCAGCCCAGCGAGAGACUUGUGGAAGUUUAUCAAUGUGUCUACAAGGCAAGAAGCACUAUACUGGCUCAGAAGAACGUUGUCUAUAACACAGCAAAUGUCCAGCCUCCAAAUUGGUCCAGACAGUUUUCGGACAUCUCCGAUGAUAAUGCUGAGGAAGAACCGCAAGGAAGCACUUCUGCUGAGCAAGCUGAGAACAUUAGACAACCGGAAGAACCGCAGUUCAAUGUGGAAAGGGAAAUUGUGCUCCUAGAUACAGAGGAUUUUCCAAAGAUAAGCAAGGUUUUGGAGUGUUUCCUAGCUCGAAAAGCAGCCUGUCACCAUGAAAAUGAAACUGUUUAUGAAUAUUCGGGCACAAGUACCAGGCCGAGCAGUGCAGGCAGUGUGGACGUCCCAGAGGCUGAAACCGCUCAGAAGGAAAAACGAAAAGAUUCGACAGACCAGUACUCCUUUUUCUCCACAUGUCACUAUGUGAUAUCACGUUGUGCCUUCUUGAUCCUUGGAGUCAGAGCCAUGUGGCAGAAGAAGGGGUGGCUGGAAGAAGAGCCCACCUUGACUGAUCCUAUUCCACCAAGAAAAGUAGCUUCUGCACAAGAUGAGCAGACUUUCAGUAAUCGAUCCAGACUCAACCUCGGUGAAUCCAGUGCAAGGAAACAAGUGCACAAGGAACUUUCUGAAGGUCAGUUCAAAAUACAAUCAAGAUCAUCUGAACAAACACUAGGAUUGCAACUUUGUUCACUGGGAAUUAUGAAAGAUGCCUGGCAGCUGUUGAGACAGUGCAUUAGUCCAUCAGAGAGUGUCCACCCCACCUCUUUUGCACCUUUGCUGAAUGAUAUCUUCCAGUUUCUCUGUGGACACCUUGCUCGCACUUCAAACCUGGUAGAACAAGAAGCAGGCAAGGAGGCUGACCCUAAAGCAAUUAUUACAGCAAUGGGUCACCAGCAGCAAAGGGCAGAGCUUCGUCUUGAGGCUCUUUGCCAAAUUUCAUCUUUUCUCUCUGAAAUGGAGGGAAAAGGCCCCUGCUCAUCUGAGGUAUCAGGGCUGCCUUUAAAGUCGUCUGGCCUACUAAUGUCAGUCCAGUUGCAGUUUUUGACCGGCUGCUUUGAUCUGGGGACAGCAAACUCUGCAAAUAAUAAACAGAGUAUCGGAAAACUGCAGCAUUAUACGGAUGUGACCCAAGCUGCUCGUGGAACUACACAAACCGAGCUCCAGACUGGAGCCCACAAACUCUACCAGCAGUUGGUGUCCGCUCUGAAGAAGGGACUUGCGAGUGGAAAGGACCUCUCAGGAGCCCAGCAACAUCUUCUGUUGGCCACCAUAUUUGCCUUAAAUAUUCGCUACCAGCCUACUGACCUAUCGGUGGUCAUUAGCACUGGUCUCCUGGAAGCCCUUUCGAAGCUGACAAACUCCUGCCUUCUACUAAACCAACGCUGGCUGAUGGCUUCAGUGUCUGGCCAUUCCCAGCUGAAUGUCGCAUUAAAACUGGCCAGUGCCAGGCUUCUGCAGAUUUUAGCCAUAACUGCGAGUUCCUGUGCAGACAACUUGUGCCCUGAGGUGGUUCAAGCACCAAUGGAUGUGCUGUGCUGUCAGCUGCAAAAUUUCCUGCAUGCGAUGUGUGGAAAUCCAGACCGUGAAUUUAGUGGGGAAGGACCUGUAGAACAAUCAAGCAGUGAACCGGCAGCCAAACCAGAAAGUAAAGAUUGUGUUAAGGACAGAAGAAUUGUAGAAACCCAGUUGGGAGACUUUCUUGUUUUUCUGCGGCGGGUUAUCUCCUUCAAAAACAUUCAGAAGAAUAUGGUGUCUGUGAAAUGGAUUGAUCCACUGUUACUGAUAGCAACGCAGACUCACUCAACAGGUGUUCCAAUUGUACACAAUUUACGAACCAAGCUUUUGGCGUUACAUAUUUUGGAAUCCUUGUUGCCUGCCUGCACUGAAGAGAACCAGAUUAGGGAGACUUUGAAUCGACUCUUUAGUUCACUCUCUGCUUUUAUGUGGGAAAUGCCACUAGCUAUAAGCAAACGGGAACGAGAAAAGGCAAAAACAAAUGAGACUGAAGACAAAGAGGACGACAACAUUCCCAUUAAAGAGUUUUCAUUUGAUCCCGAUAAAAUGGUUUGCUGCGCGAUGGAAUCCGGAAAUGUGUUAUCUCAUGGAGCAGGAGGAAAAGGGUAUGGCUUAGCAACAACAGCAAUAACAUCUGGAUGCUUUCAAUGGAAGUUUUAUGUCAGCCGGGAGAAUAAAGGUAAUGAAGGUACGUGUGUUGGAGUGUCACGGUGGCCUAUCAGAGAUUUUAAUCAUCGUACAACAACAGACAUGUGGCUAUACAGAGCUUACAGUGGAAACCUGUACCAUGGUGGGGAACAAGCCUGUGUUCUACCCAGCUAUACACAGGGCGACUGUAUAACAUGUGUCCUGGAUGUGGAAGCCAGAACAAUUUCAUUUGGAAAGAACGAAGAGGAACCCAAGUUAGCAUUUGAAGAUGUUGAUGCCACUGAACUCUAUCCUAGUGUGAUGUUUUACAGCAGUAAUCCUGGAGAGAAGGUGGCGCUCUGCGACAUGCAGAUGCGUGGAAUUCCUCGAGACCUCAUGCCUGGUGAACCACUUUGCAGCCCUCUUAUAACUGUACUGGUAGAAGCCACCAUCCAGCUGAUCCGAAAACUCCACAGUUACGACAGCUGGACAUCCACCAUUAACCAGCAUAUGCUCAGCAGGCUUGAACUUAUUGGUCCAGCGGUGAAGGAGGCAAAAGCUUUUAAGCUGAGCAAAAGCCGAAGUAAACAUUCCUUGAAGAAAAUCAGCUCUGAAGAUAAAGAAAGGGUUCAGGAAGAAAAGCUCACUAGGGAAGAAGAUAAGGGCCAAGGCAUCACAGAUUUGGCUGAAAUGCAACUGAGAAUGUUGUGCAUGGAAGUGUGGCCUGUUCUGGCAGUUAUCGGUGGAAUUGACAGUGGACUACGAGUUGGUGGUCAGUGUUUGCAUAAAACUUCAGGACGCAAAGCAACCCUUCUAGGAGUUACAAAAGAAGGAAGCGCAUCUGCCCGACUACAAUGGGAGGAUGCAGAUGUAACCAUCAGUGACACACCCCUCUCCACACUUGAACCAUGCAAGUCCCAUCGAUUUGAUAUCGCCAAAUUCCAUGGUCUGAAGCCCUACAUGUUACUGGACCUGACGUACCUGACAGGAGUCCAUGAAGAGCCUGAAAAAUGUGGCAAAGGAGCACAAAGUAAGUGUCCCUCCGAGACAACAGUCAAGAGCGAUUUGGAAAAAAGUCUGGACGAAGAAAUAGCAAGAGUUAUGGCAGAGGAUGAGCACAAAGACCCAUCCACCGCAAUGAGCGAAGAAUCUUUACACAUCUUUCCUAGAGACUCGCAGGAUCGUAAUCAAGAAAACGAGCCACGAAAAAAUCGUGAAAAAAAAGUGGACCCUGAGUCAAAUGAAAGUUACCAGAGCUCACGGGACUGGAAUCUACAGAGUCACGAAUUGUUCCUGGCUGAGCUGCGUGCAGUGCAGCUGUCUUACCUGUCUGUUGGGGCCAUGAAAACCCUCAGUGUUCUCCUGAGUUACGGCAAAUAUGCAGACAUGCUUUUAGUUCCAAAUGUCACCCUAAGCAAUUCUUCUGAUUCCGAUUGUGCCAAAGCCUCGAGCUCCCAAGAUAUUGGGGAACUACGGACCGUCCUCCAUUUCUUAAUGAGGUGCAUGGUAAAGUGGGCAGUGCGUCCGUGCCCAAUCAAAAGGGUAGUUUCACUGGCUGAUCUGGAGCGCGCACAUGUCAUGAUCUUCAAAUGUGCACUGGAUUCCUUUGUGAAGGAUUAUGUUACCCAGGAGAGUAAAGAUGCUGCAGUAACAGACAACGUGAAACCUCAGUCACAAGCAGUGUCAAACUCAUCGAGUACGGUUUCUCUCUAUAGUAACUCCUCUGAGGAAAGUACUGGCAUCCCCUUCUCAAUGCCGGCUUCAAACUCUUCUUCAGCUACUAAUUUGGGUUCUUUAGUCUCUGCUAAUGGACUGGAAAAUUUUAAUCCCUUCUUGCCUAUCAAUGUCCUACAACAAAUGGUUUUUGUGCGAUUUCCCUCACUUUCUGGAUUGCUGAACAACCCUCUGUUACUCCCUGGGUUGAAUGUGGUAUCCACCACCUCUGAUGAUGGUGAACAAAGAAACUAUUUUUCAUAUCCUCCUGCUUCUACCAGACAGCAUAGUUCUCCUGAUUCCAGAAGCGAUCCUCCUGAGCAUCCACCUCCUGUUGCUGUCCCCUUGCUUGAAAUGGGCUUUUCUCUAAGACACAUCUGCUCAGCAGUUGAUGCUGCAGGAGUUUCUGGGGAUGCAGAUCCACAAUCAAUCGAACAACUGGCCAGCUGGAUGCUGGAACAUCCACUGACAGAAGAACAGGAAGUAAUUGUCUACUCCUCAGGAAAUCUAGACCAUGGUUUGGAUACACCCAUGGAGUCCGAGGUUAUAGUGCAUAAUCAAACAGCUGCCCUCGUGUCUCCUGGAGAUGUUGACAGGGAAGAUACAAUUGAAGGAACUACUAAUGGUUUGGAUCAGGUAGAGAGAGGAAACUUCAUAGAUGUACAUUUGACUAGAAAUAGGCCUCCACCUGCUCGAAGACACAGAGGAAACCAGGGACAACGAUCUUCAUUCAGAAGAGCUGGUUCCAGAUCCCCUCAGCUGGUGCAGCCAUCAUUAAGGAGGGAGCCAGGGACUGCAGGGUGGCAGGAGGCUGAUGCCAUGUCUGAUCGCAAUCUGGAGGGAGAACUGGAGCUGUGCUUUUCUGAGGACCCGCUAUCAGAAGGUUCUGUUGAAGAUAUGUUCCCUUCUGAAUGUGCUACUGAAAACGAGACUCAAGGCAUUUGGUUAUCUGAGAUGAUGGACUGGCCAAACAUGUGCCAAGAUAGCUCAGAGGCAGAGGAAGUAGUCGUUUGUGAACUAUGUGAUACUCAUACAUUGCAAUUCAACAAUCACAUGAAGAGACAUCACCCCGGUUGUGGAGAGAGUGCAGGCCACAUGGGAUAUCGCAGUAACGGGGCUUAUGUUGACGGCUGGUUUGGAGGAGAGUGUGGCACAGGGAGUCCCUACUACCUGAUGUGUAGCAGUUGCCGUGCAAAAUAUCUGGCAGAGAAACCUAAAAGCAAGCCAAUCAAAUUAAAUCGAAUAAAAGGAUUGGCGCCCGAUUUAAUCAGCAAGCAUGAAAAUAAUUUUGAAGAGGAAUGGGACAUGUUAGAUACUGAAGAAAAGGAGCGACUUACAGGACUGGAAGACUUUGCUGUGUUAGCUGCACCGUUGGGAUUGAACGACAGCAAAUUGAUUCCCGAUUCAGUCCAGUUCCCUGAUCAUGAUCCUCUUGGAGCAUCAGUAACCAGGGAAAGCAACACGGAGGACAGUCUUUUAAAGAAAGGUUUAACAGGUGCUGAAGAGAAGAUGUGCUCCAGACUGACUUUAGGGGAACAAGCUGCUUCUCUCCGGGAUACACAGGAAAGAAUUCUUGCUCUCCAGCGUAUCACAAUGGCAAUGCAAAUUCUUUUAGCACACACCAUGGUUAUGAAGGCUUUGUCAUUGAUUUCUGUGAGUGGAUCAGUAUGCAGUCAGUCCAGUGGCCUGGAAGCACUUGGGUUAACAGAUAUCCGUGUCUUGGUUCGAUUAAUGUGCCUUGCAGCAGCAGGAAGAGCUCAGUUGACAAAUGUUGGAACUGGACAUUUAUAUUCAAGCAGUCAUUUUCGACCUGAAAAAGGAUCAUUGUGGAAUACCAGCUCUUCUUUGACUUACAUGAGUUCUGCGAUUGGCUGUCUCGUGGCAAACAGUCCCACUGCUUACAGAGCUUUAGUUGAUGUCUGCACUCAGGAUUUGAUUGCUGCUGCAACAGGCCUAAAUAUAGGUGCAAUUCGUGACAUACAGCAGAAGAACAAGGUGCUUCACCUUUUCCACAGACCAGUAAAAGACAACAAACCUUCUGGCUCUCCCAACUUUCUGGUAACUCAGGCACUUGUAGCGCUGCUAACAGAAAAAGGUUUCCGGCAUCAAUCGAAUCGUGACAAAGAGGAGGCAGAUCCCAAAGAUGCUGCUCCAAAUACUUCCCCACCUGCUUAUCCUUAUUCAUCACCACAAGUAGGACCCUUAGAACUGGCAAAUGCACUUGCAGCAUGUUGUCUAUCUGGAAGAUUAAGUUCUGGGCAUCGCCAGUGGGCUGCACAACAACUCCUGCAAGCCUUGUCUACAUCUGAGAGGUACAACCAAUACAGGCCUCAAACCUACGCAGACCUGGCCGGGGACUUACGGAAAUGUCCUACUGUUAAGCUGGAAGCACAUGAAAACAGGGUCACAAGUUCUUGCUGGUCAGAUAACAAAGGUCUGUUGGCCACAAGUGCCCUGGAUGGAACCAUUCGACUUUGGAGUAUAACAAAAAACACAUUUGCUCUGAUACAGACUGUUUGCUUUAAAUCAUGUGAGGAAUCUGACAAAAUUCCAGGCACACCUACUAGUGACUUCAAUUUGUCGGCUGUAUACUGGAGUGCAAGUGGUGAGUUCCUGGCAACGUUUCAAGACCGAAUGGUCAACAUACUAGUGGUGAAUGGGAACCAAAUCCAGACAAAGCCUCAACAUUCGUGGGUAACUGCUUUGUCCUGGGCAGAUGUUCAGGCACCAUUUCUAAGCACAGGCAACAGUAGACAUGUUGAGAUUCUACUAGUGGGUCGACUGGAUGGAUCACUCAGCUGUAUUGAAGUCACAGAAAGUUCCGGUUAUGAUACCAUUGACUUGGUGCAUUGUCAGAGGAAAGAUGUUUCUGUCCAAUGCAUUGCCUGGUUUAGCGAAGAUAAGCCAUUUGCGGUUGGAUAUUCUGAUGGGAACAUUUUGCUCGGAACAAAGGAAUCGUAUAGCACAGAGGAGCCGGUGGUUCUCAAUUCAUUUCAGGAAAGUGUAACUGGCCUGAAGUGGGAUCCAACUGGGCAUCUGCUGCUCGCUGUUUCCAGAGAGGACAUGGUGAAGAUCUGGGGGAAAGUUGGCACCACCUGGUUUGCUCUCCACACUCUUUUCCAUUCUGCAUUGGUCAAUACAUCAACGUGGUGCCCUCUGCCAGGAAAAGGUCCAGAUCCCCGACUGAUGCUUGCAGUUGGUUGCCAGAAUGGUUUGGUUUAUGUUUGGACACUCCCACAAGCUGGUGCUGCUGUUUCAUUACCACAUCUCUUGCACUCCACUGAUGAACAAGAGAAACAAAGUGAGGAGAAGGUUCAAGUGCGAGGGAAAGUCAAGUGUGCAUUUCGUCUUAACGGCCACAUAACUGCGGUGAAGUCUGUGUCCUUUAGUUUCGAUGGACUGACACUUUUGUCUGGAGGAAUUGGCGGAUUAAUAAAUAUCUGGUCUUUGCAGGAUGGCUCGGUUUUACAGACAGUAGUCACAGGUUUAGGGUCUGUUGUCGGCAUAGCCUGGAUUCCAGCAAUUGGAGUAACAGCUUGCUCCAGCAGGUCUAAGGAUGUCCUUCUGAUCAGAUGUUCCCCAGAAUGGACCUCCCAACACCACAUCUUAGCAUCAUGUCGAAUGGCUCUCCGAGCACAGGGCAUUGUUGGAUUGAACAGGGCUCCAUGUAUGAAAGCUUUUCUUGAAAGGUUACCCAUGAUGCUACAAACCCAAUACUCGUAUGAAAAGCCACAUGUAUGCUGCGGAGAUCAACUGAUACACAGCACCUUCCUGCAAAGCUUGGCCUCCCUUACCGUAGGUCUGUGUUUGGACCAAUUGCUCUCCAGGCCAGUAGAGCCACCUCACCAUAAGCACACUGGGGAAGAUAUUCCUUCAACUGACUGGGGCUGGCUGGCAACAUUCUCUGUUACCAUCAAGAGUGCCGAAGCUCUGGCAAAAGGAUCGACCUUCCCAGAAAAAUUCAGCGUUCCAAAUCUUACUCCAGUUUUAGAGACUGAAUCUAUCAAAGCAAUGGACAAUAAUAAGUGGACUUACUUAAUGGAUGAGCAGCUCAUGGCCUGGGCAACAUCUAGACCAGAGGACUGGCAGCUUGGUGGGAAAAGUGAAGUGUACCUGUGGGGAGGUGGCCGGCACGGACAGCUGGCGGAUGCUGGAAACAGUGCUUUAGUGCCAACUCUCGCUCCGUCUUUAUCACAAGCUCUGCAGGUGGUAUGUGGCCAGAACUGUACGUUCCUAGUUCAAGCCAACGGGACAGUCGUGGCGUUUGGAGAAGGUAGUUAUGGUCGCCUCGGCCAAGGAAACUCUGAUGACCUUCAUACACCUACAGUCAUUGCAGCACUCCAGGGUUAUGUAGUGACCCAGCUAGUCACUUCUUGCGGAUCGGAUGGUCAUUCUAUGACUCUGACUGAGAGUGGUGAGGUUUUCAGCUGGGGAGAUGGUGAUUAUGGAAAGCUCGGGCACGGAAACAGUGAAAGACAGCGCAGACCAAGGCAGAUCGAGGCUUUACAAGGAGAGGAAAUUGUGCAACUGUCUUGUGGAUUUAAGCAUUCGGCCGUGGUAACAGUUGAUGGGAAACUCUUCACGUUUGGGAGUGGAGAUUAUGGAAGAUUGGGAUUGAGGAGUACAUCAAACAAAAUGCUUCCUGAGAGGGUGACUGCACUGGAGGAUUAUACUGUAGGACAGGUGGCCUGUGGCUUGAAUCACACCUUGGUUGUGUCGUCUGAUGGAAUGAUUGUCUGGGCGUUCGGUGAUGGAGACUAUGGGAAGCUCGGCUUAGGGGUUUGUACCGUGAAGUGCUGUCCCCAGAAAAUUGAAAGUCUCUGCAACAAAGGAGUGAAGAAAGUGGCUUGUGGAACCCAGUUUUCUGUUGUUCUCACAAAGGAUGGACACGUAUUCACUUUUGGGCAAGAGCGUCUCAUAGGCCUACCAGAUACCAUGCUGCGUAAUCACAAUCGACCCCAGCAAGUUCCUGCACUAGAAGGCUUGUUUAUUGAAGAUACCGUGGUGGGAUCCGAGCAUACACUUGCUUUGACCUCUACAGGUGAUGUGUAUGCCUGGGGUUGUAAUGCUGAAGGCCAGCUUGGUCUGAACCACACUAAUCAAGUAAGAGAACCAACACUGGUUACUAUACUUCAAGGUAAAAACAUCAAGCAGAUUUCAGCUGGGCGUUGUCACAGUGCUGCAUGGACCACUCCUCCACUUUCACCAAGAGCUCCAGGUACCACAAUUCCUGCUCAGCUUGGUGUACCUCAGGCGAUACCUCCUCAGUAUAGUACACUAAAAGAGUGCAGCGCUGAAACACUGACUAAUCGGCUGCGGGUUCUCUUUCACUUCUCUGACCUGAUGUACAAGUCCUGGAGGCUGUUGAAUCUCUCCUCUAGCAAUCAGAAUGUCAUAUCACGGUACAAUAUUGGAGCUUCAGCGAUAGCUCAAGGACGUUUACGAGGUCUUCUCUCCCCGAAGGUCAACAUUCUGCCAUUGGUUCGAUCGAUUGGAAGAACAAUGAUUCAGGGAAAGACUUAUGGGCCUCAGAUCACUGUCAAGAGAAUUUCUACGAGGGGAAGGUCGAGCAAACCAAUCUUCAUUCAGAUUGCCAAGCAAGUUGUGCAGCUCAACGCCUCAGAACUCAGACUUCCGUCACGAGCCUGGAAAGUAAAACUGAUCGGUGAAGGAGCUGAUGAUGCUGGUGGAGUGUUUGAUGACACAAUUACAGAGAUGUGCCAGGAAUUGGAGACUGGAGUGGUUGAACUACUGGUUGCAACCCCUAAUGGCACUGCAGAAGUUGGCAGCAACCGAGACAGGUUCUUACUGAACCCAUCAGCCUGCACUGAGGAACAUCUCCUGCAGUUUAAGUUUCUGGGAAUCCUGAUGGCUGUGGCCAUUCGCACCAAGAAACCAUUGGACUUGCAUCUCGCACCUCUGGUGUGGAAACAGCUCUGCUCAAUCCCUCUCACCACUGAAGACUUGGAGGAGGUUGAUUUACUUUAUAUUCGGAGUUUGUAUGGAAUCUUACAUCUGGACAAUAGUGGAAUUACAGAGGACAAUUUCCUGGAGAUGAUUCCUUUGGACUCUUUUGUUGGUCAGAGUGUUGAUGGUAAAUUAGUCCCCAUAAUUCCUGGAGGAAAUAGCAUCCCUUUGACCUUUGGAAACAGGAAGGAGUACGUGGAGAGAGCAAUUGAGUACAGACUCCAUGAAUUAGAUCAGCAGAUUGCAGCAGUCAGGCAAGGGAUGUCAGCCAUUGUCCCCGUGCCUCUUCUGUCUCUGCUCACAGAGAGACAACUGGAACAGCUGGUUUGUGGAAUGCCAGAGGUUAACGUGGACACCUUGAAGAAGGUUGUCCGCUACCGUGACAUUGUUGAAAACCACCAGCUUCUGAGUUGGCUCUGGCAAACGCUGCAGGAGUUCUCAAAUGAAGAGAGAGUGCUGUUUCUUCGCUUUGUAUCCGGGCGCUCCAGACUGCCAGCCAACCCUGCAGACAUCACCCAGAAGUUUCAAAUUAUUAAAGUGGACAGGCCAGUGGAUGGUCUUCCUACAGCGCAGACGUGCUUCUUCCAGCUCCGUCUGCCUCCUUACACAAGCCAGCAAGUCCUGGCUGAACGCUUGCGAUAUGCCAUACAGAACUGCCGAUCAAUCGACAUGGACAACUACAUGCUAUCCAGGAAUGCUGACACCGGGGAAGGUUCAGACACCGAAUAUUGACGGCUGACACCUUCAUUCAGUACCACCCUAACCCGCUGAAAGUCACAUUUUCAAUUAAAGGAAACUCAGGAGAUUAAAAAAAAUUGAGAACUGAGCAGCUUACACAUAGGAGAACGUUUUUUUUAAAAUUAACCUUUUCUACUUUGCAGGAUAAGCAUUUGCUACAUUACAAGUUUUACACCAAAAACAAUGCACCAGUGUUACUUUUUUAAAAAACCUGUUUGGUUUGACUUUGUACACGUCUGAAAAUCAGGAACACUCUGCAUCCUGUAAAUUGUAAAAUGUUUUUUUGAGUAGAAAGCAUGUUUGUAUGGUACAGUGAAGAGUAAGCGUAGCACUUUGAUUAAUUUAAGCAUCUUGUGUACAGAGCCAGAGUGGAUGAUUGCCAAACAGUAAUCUUAAUGAUGGAAGCUAAUGGUGAAUCUAAUUGUUUGGUACUAAAGUAAUCUCACACUACACUGAACAUUACAGUAUCUGAUUUCUGCUAAAAAGCAGUCACAGCAUUGUCUUCUGUGGCCGGUGGGUGUUCAUGUUUAAUGGUGAUUGAGGAAAAACGACAAUUAAAUAUUUGAAGGAAAAUUUGGUUUCUUAGCCCCAUGAAUUUAGCCUGUAAGAUUACACACAUUUCAGUGGAAAAGGACUAUUUGUCCCUUUCCAUUACUGAAUGUUUUCUCUGCUGAUUGCAACAGUAAUAUGCACAUCUUUUUCAUCAUGUAAGAUGUUUAGAGGUUGUUUUCUGUAUAGCUGUAAUGAUGAAUAUUAAAAGCAUACUUAAUACAA
Molecule: messenger RNA, 15249 nt
Organism: Callorhinchus milii (elephant shark)
Lineage: Eukaryota; Metazoa; Chordata; Chondrichthyes; Chimaeriformes; Callorhinchidae
Product: probable E3 ubiquitin-protein ligase HERC1
Exons: 78
Coding region: 31-14469 (4812 amino acids)
Molecular function (GO): protein binding; ubiquitin-protein transferase activity
Source: RefSeq, a predicted model, not a curated record